Messenger RNA from Seminavis robusta, 1532 nucleotides. The record is from the annotation of a GenBank genome assembly. Lineage: Eukaryota; Bacillariophyta; Bacillariophyceae; Naviculales; Naviculaceae.
AGCCGGAGUAGCGGCUGAAGUGCUAUUCACGUCUUUGGGAAGUAGGCCGAGGCCACCGGUACAACUGGGAGUGGGGCCAAUUAUCGCGUGGAGCAGUUCCCAACUUACGAUAUACCAUCUCAUUGCGCACCAAGGUUAAUCCAAGGGAAUCCAAUCGAUGCACCAUCCUCUAAAUCUACUGGCAGCUAGAUACACUUGUUGCUGACAAAGUAAGUUGAGAAGGGUUUGAAGAUGUCCUGGUCAUGUUUCGAAGGAUCCAGACCUAAUCCUUGGCCAGGAUCUGGCUCAGACCUCCGGGGUCCACUUUGGCUAGCGCCCGGCAACGUGGAACCUCAACGCAGCUCCAGCCAGGACGGCCACCACCUGGAACAUCAUCAACAAGUAAGUCAAAACCCACACAACAACAUGAAGACUGGACCUGGACCGUCCCGUUGACAGGGGUAGCUCAAAGGGGUCCUCUAGCUAGUAGUGGAAUGUAAUCAUGCAAACAUCCCAACACAUCACCGAACGGUACUGGAGGUACAGCAGACUGCAGCGGCUGCCAUACGGCAGAUGUGACUGGUAACUCCCGCGAUAAACCAAUCCGAAUUUGUUCUGGGUGUCAAAGCAUUCGAAAAUAUACAGUCAUGAGGAAACAGCAAACAAAGAUACAAUUCUUUCGUUGCUUCUCUUUUUGUUCACUUCCGCCACUUCUCUCAUUCAUUUUUCUUCUUUGCAUCAAAUCAAGAAGACCAAAUCCAAGCCCAUCAAUCUUCUACGGUACUAGCUAGUACAUUCUCAGAACUUGCAACAAUGGCCGAAGCUAUCAACUUUGCCCGUCGCCUCAGCUCUCGCAACGAGCCGGAUUUGCUCCAGGAAGACUUUGCAGGACCUGAGCCCAAGAGUACCUUUACGCAGCAGUAUUGUUCCAAUCUCGUCAAGAAUGUCUGCCCCUCUUCGCCGCUUCCUACUCAGUGCAAGAAGUACCCGGAAGUCUUGAUGUCCCUCCAGAAGCGCAACUCCGAUAGGCACGCGCAGAGCAUUGCCUUUGCGGGGAUGAGCCCAGGAGAAACGUCCGCUGCCAUGGUAGCUCGUGACAAGGGCCGUCUCAGUCAGGCUCAAAUCAAGCGUCGAUUGACCACUCCUGAUGCCCGUCAUAAUUCUUGGUGGGCCUAAUAAGCGAGCCUGAAUGGAAGAACCCAAAGAAGCUGCCCCCAACCUUGACAUCCUCCAACAUCCAUCAUUACUACAUAUUAUAUGCAUAUGAAAAGCAAGCAAUCCAAACAUUCCACUCUGCUCUCAUUCAUUCGUAGUAUGCAUCAACCCUGCAUGCAUGCCUGUUGCACAACAUCCAGCGUUCCCAAGGAAACUUCCCAAAUAACAGUGGAUGAGAUCAUUGACCGACGCACUCCAUUCAUUAUGUGCUCUCUGCAUACAGUUCCAUACACCACCAUAGCCUCUCUCUACAGGUAUUCACAAAGGUCUUGCGGGGGCAAGAAAAAGUCAGAAAAACACUAAUAGAUGAUACACAAUUGUACAUGACUGUUCGAGAC